CACCAUUUUUUUUUAUACUUACCUACAUCCAUUAUGCAUUAUUAUUGUUCAAAUUGAUGUGUAAAAAUCGUUUACUUUCGCACACACUACUGCUGUAAAAAACGUGAAUAAUAUAUGGAAUGGCAAUGGAAUAAAAUGUUUUUUCCGUAGUUUUAUUCGAUUUCUGUUGGAAAAUGCUUAAAACUGGCAGCGUGGAAAAUGCAACAGCCGAUUCGCCUCAAACCAACGCAGAUAUUAAAAAAGAAGAUGAAGAUUUCGCUCGUCCAGAAGCAACCUUUCGCUUCACCGUGCAAAAUAUAACGCAACUGAAAGACCAAGUGCUAUCACCACCUUGCUACGUAAGAUGUCUUCCCUGGAAGAUACUCAUCCUUAUCCGGAACACAAUUACCCCGGAUCAUCAGCAGCAUAAAGACCUGGGAAUUUUCCUUCAAUGUAAUGAGAAUAGUGAGUCUCCAGGGUGGACGUGCUAUGGACUGGGAGAGCUUAAACUACUGUCGCACAAACCUGACGGCGAACAUCUAUGUCGGAAACUCCACCAUAUGUAUCAUAGCAAAGAAGAUGACUGGGGCUUCGCACACUUUAUAUCUUGGCAAGACUUGGUGAACCCUGACAAUGGCUACAUUGAAAACGAUUCCAUCACAGUAGAAGCUCACGUUGUUGCGGAAGCACCACAUGGAGUUUCUUGGGACUCCAAAAAACACACUGGAUAUAUUGGUCUUAAAAAUCAAGGUGCGACAUGCUACAUGAAUUCACUUCUACAAACACUAUUCUUUACUAAUGUACUUCGGAAAGCUGUUUAUAAAAUUCCUACAAGUGGAGAUGAUAGUUCACGAUCAGUUGUUUUCGCACUACAACGAGUUUUUUACGAUCUGCAGUUUUCUGAUAAACCGGUAGCGACCAAAAAGUUGACGAAAAGUUUUGGAUGGGAAACGCUCGAUUCAUUCAUGCAACACGAUGUCCAAGAAUUUCUACGAGUUUUGCUAGAUAAAUUAGAAAGUCACAUGAAACAUACUGUUGUCGAAGGUACAGUUCCAAAACUGUUCGAAGGCAAAAUGACCUCAUUUAUUAAGUGUAAGAAUGUUAACUGCUCAAGCACUUGCGUCGAAACUUUCUACGAUAUUCAACUAAGCGUUAAGGGAAAAAAUAACAUUUAUGAAUCGUUCAAUGACUAUAUUAGUACGGAGUUGUUAGAUGGAGAUAACAAAUACGACGCUGGCGAACACGGGUUACAGGAAGCGGAGAAGGGUGUACGAUUUGAUGUGUUCCCUCCGAUACUGCAUCUUCACCUAUUGAGGUUUCAGUACGACCCACAAAGAGACGCUUCUGUUAAAUUUAAUGACAGAUUUGAAUUUUACGAAGAAAUAAACCUAGAUCACUAUCUCCAAGAGAAACCCCAAUCCCCAGCACACUAUACGCUUCAUGCGGUCCUGGUACAUUCUGGCGACAACCACGGUGGACACUAUGUUGUUUUCAUUAACCCAAUGGGAGAUGGAAAGUGGUGCAAGUUCGACGACGACGUCGUGUCCCGGUGCAGUAAACAAGAAGCGAUCGAAUACAACUUUGGCGGCAAGGAGGAUGCUCCGUAUCUUUCCCGGAGAGCGACGAGUGCCUACAUGCUUAUUUAUAUACAAACCACCGAAUUGAAAUAUGUCCUACAGGACGUAACUGACAUACCAUCAGAUCUAUGCGAAAGGAUCAACGCAGAGAUGCAAUACGAGAUGGUAAGAACAUACGGCAGAAAAAUAAAGUGCAGAAAUUUCAGAUCUGACACCUCAGUGUCACCGUACAAGUAUUACGCGAAGAUAGUCAACGCACUAAAACAAUUCUUCACUUUGCAGGCCCUAGCUGGCUCUAAAUACAAAGCGAGAUAGUAUGCUGUAAUUUUUUUGGACGUAAGCUUAUUUAGGUAUAUUUUACUU
Messenger RNA from Pararge aegeria (speckled wood butterfly), 1919 nucleotides. RefSeq names its product ubiquitin carboxyl-terminal hydrolase 7-like. The record is from RefSeq and is a predicted model, not a curated record. Gene Ontology annotation, biological process: regulation of protein stability; protein deubiquitination. Gene Ontology annotation, molecular function: protein binding; cysteine-type endopeptidase activity; cysteine-type deubiquitinase activity. The coding region runs from base 174 to 1871 and encodes 565 amino acids. NCBI's taxonomy places the organism in Eukaryota, Metazoa, Arthropoda, Insecta, Lepidoptera, Nymphalidae. Gene Ontology annotation, cellular component: cytosol; nucleus. The transcript has 10 exons.